AUAAGAAUUGUUCUUUGAGAUUUGAUCUUCUUCAAAUUUCCUUUCUUCUUUUUUAAUUCAUUUCUUGACAAAAAAUAAUUGUCCUAAUAAUAUAUAGAGAAUGGCGAUAGGGGAAAUGAAAGUGUUGAACGCGCUUGAUCAGGCCAAGACGCAAUGGUACCACUUCACGGCGAUCAUUAUCGCCGGAAUGGGGUUCUUCACCGACGCCUACGAUCUCUUCUGCAUCUCCCUCGUCACCAAACUGCUCGGCCGGAUUUACUACCACGUCCCCGGCUCCCCCAAGCCCGGCAGCCUCCCGCCCAACGUGGCGUCCGCUGUCAACGGCGUCGCCUUCUGCGGGACCCUCGCCGGGCAACUCUUCUUCGGCUGGCUCGGGGACCGGCUCGGGCGGAAGAAGGUGUACGGGAUCACGCUGAUGCUCAUGUGCGGGUGCUCGGUCGCCUCCGGGCUGUCGUUCGGGCGGAGCCCGAGCUCUGUCAUGGCCACGUUGUGCUUCUUCCGGUUCUGGCUCGGGUUCGGGAUCGGGGGAGACUACCCCCUCUCCGCCACCAUCAUGUCGGAGUACGCCAACAAGAAGACCCGCGGCGCGUUCAUCGCCGCCGUCUUCGCCAUGCAGGGCUUCGGGAUCCUGGCAGGCGGGAUCUUCGCGAUCCUCGUCUCCGCCGCUUUCGAGGCGAGUUACCACGCCCCGCCCUACGAGGUCGACCCCGUGGGGUCGACCGUCCCCCAGGCAGACUACGUCUGGAGGAUCAUCCUCAUGGCGGGGGCGCUCCCCGCCCUCCUGACCUGGUACUGGAGGACCAAGAUGCCGGAGACCGCGCGGUACACCGCGCUGGUCGCCAACAACGUGAAGCAGGCGACGGCGGACAUGUCGAAGGUGAUGCAGGUGGACCUCGAGGCGGAGGGAAAGGAAAUGGUCGGGCAGGUGGACCCCGGGCAGCAGCCGAAAACCGCCGACACGUUUGGGCUGUUCUCGAAGGAAUUCGGCCGGCGCCACGGGCUCCACCUGCUCGGGACGACGACGACGUGGUUCUUGCUGGACAUAGCGUACUACAGCCAGAACCUGUUCCAGAAGGACAUCUUCAGUGCGGUGGGGUGGAUCCCGGCGGCGAAGACGAUGAGCGCCACCCAGGAAGUGUUCAAGAUCGCCAAGGCACAAACCCUAAUAGCCCUAAUGAGCACAGUUCCAGGGUACUGGUUCACAGUCUUACUGAUCGACAAAAUGGGGAGAUUUGCCAUACAGCUUAUGGGGUUCUUCAUGAUGACGGCCUUCAUGUUUGCCCUGGCCAUACCCUACGACCACUGGACCCACCCCGGGCACCACAUCGGCUUCGUGGUCCUCUACUCGCUGACAUUCUUCUUCGCCAACUUCGGGCCGAACGCGACGACGUUCGUGGUCCCCGCGGAGAUCUUCCCGGCGAGGCUGAGGUCCACGUGCCACGGGAUCUCGGCCGCGUCCGGGAAGCUGGGGGCCAUGGUGGGCGCGUUCGGGUUCCUGUACCUGGCGCAGCCGCGGGACAAGGCGAAGGCGGACGCGGGGUAUCCGGCGGGGAUAGGGGUGAGGAACUCACUCAUUGUGUUGGGGGUGGUGAACCUCAUGGGGAUGAUGUUCACGUUCUUGGUUCCAGAAUCAAAGGGGAAAUCUCUUGAAGAAGUUUCUAGAGAGAAUGAAGGGUUGGCUUAGCUUUUGAUUUGGUUUGAUUUUCCCAUAGUUAUUUCUAUUAUCAUCCCAAUCAUAGUUUGUAUGCAUGCUACUUCCUUAAUUUGGAUUAGCAUUUGUGUUUUCUUGAAGAUGCAUGCAAUUAUGAUUUGUAUUCAAUUCAGAUGGUUGACAAAUGACAAUAAGAUGAGAAUUUAGUAUGCUAUCAUAUACGUAGUAUAUAUGAUGAUGAAGUGAUAGGAAAAGAAGCAAGAAAUUUGGAUGUUUGUA
Messenger RNA from Cuscuta campestris, 1930 nucleotides. The record is from the annotation of a GenBank genome assembly. Lineage: Eukaryota; Viridiplantae; Streptophyta; Magnoliopsida; Solanales; Convolvulaceae.